Lycium barbarum (goji berry) is the source of this 1163-nucleotide messenger RNA. Its product is annotated as nicotinamidase 1-like. The transcript is spliced from 5 exons. Bases 126 to 863 code for a protein of 245 amino acids. NCBI's taxonomy places the organism in Eukaryota, Viridiplantae, Streptophyta, Magnoliopsida, Solanales, Solanaceae. Gene Ontology annotation, biological process: pyridine nucleotide salvage. The record is from RefSeq and is a predicted model, not a curated record. Gene Ontology annotation, molecular function: nicotinamidase activity.
UUGAAUAAAGUAUCAGCAUAGUCGUGGGACAUGGUGAUUGGACUAGUCACAGAAAAUCAAUUAGUGCUCUAAUAAAUAUCAGCCUAUCACCAUUUCAUACCAUAAGAAAAUUGGCAGGAAGAAAGAUGGUACUAAAAGCAGUAGACAUCUUGAAGAAUGAAAUUCCCAUAGAGGAGGAAUCAGUGGUCAUCACUGAAGAUGUUAAGGCUGGUCUUGUUCUUGUGGACAUCAUCAAUGGAUUUUGCACUGUUGGUGCUGGAAAUCUGGCACCAAGAGAACCAAACAGGCAGAUCACUGAAAUGAUAGAUGAAUCAGCAAGGCUUGCUAGAGUGUUCUGUGACAAGAAUUUGCCAGUUCUUGCCUUUCUUGAUUCACACCAUCCUGAUAAACUUGAACACCCUUAUCCUUCUCACUGCAUCACUGGCACUGACGAAUCCAACUUGGUUCCUGCACUUAGAUGGAUGGAGAAAGAACCAAAUGUGACAAUCAGGCGCAAAGAUUGCUAUGAUGGUUAUAUUGGCUCUUUCGAGGAGGAUGGCUCUAAUGUAUUUGUCGAUUGGGUGAAGAACAACAAAAUUCAAAUUUUGUUGGUGGUAGGGGUAUGCACAGACAUUUGUGUCCUGGACUUCGUUUGCUCUACAUUAUCAGCUAAGAACCACGGUUUCCUCAAUCCUUUGGAGGAAGUAGUAGUUUACUCCCAGGCAUGUGCCACCUUCGAUUUUCCUGCCUCCAUGGCAAGGAACACCAAAGAUAUCUCUCCACAUCCUCAGGAGCUAAUGCAUCAUGUGGGACUUUAUAUGGCCAAGGGAAGGGGUGCGAAAAUAGCUAGAGAAGUUUCCUUCAACAGCUUCGAGAAACCAUAAUAUAUUGCAAUCAUUUCUUUGGCCUCUGAUGAUAUUGAAAAGGCUGCAGUUUAAGUAAACAUGCAGCAGAUGCUGAUGGUUUGUGUGCUACGGUGGUUUACUUAAAAUCACCAUAUUACUAUAAUUUGAUAUGCAUGUAUGUAGAUCUGAAAAUAAUAAGUCUGGAUGCGCUCUUCCUGGUAGAUCAACUCAAGAAUACCAAGUAUAACAUGUACUCUGUCUAAUUACGGAUGCACGUUAUGCGUAUUGUAUGCUGUGCCCAUGAAUUGCCUUAAUGAAAUAGUAACGGCUUGAGACAAA